Carlito syrichta (Philippine tarsier) is the source of this 2091-nucleotide messenger RNA. It is a transcript of the gene ZNF214, whose product is annotated as zinc finger protein 214. The transcript has 2 exons. Bases 16 to 1821 code for a protein of 601 amino acids. The record is from RefSeq and is a predicted model, not a curated record. Gene Ontology annotation, biological process: regulation of transcription by RNA polymerase II. Gene Ontology annotation, molecular function: RNA polymerase II cis-regulatory region sequence-specific DNA binding; DNA-binding transcription factor activity, RNA polymerase II-specific. NCBI's taxonomy places the organism in Eukaryota, Metazoa, Chordata, Mammalia, Primates, Tarsiidae.
CUGAUCUUUGACCAGAUGGCAGUAACAUUUGAAGAUGUGACUAUUAUUUUUACAUGGGAGGAAUGGAAAUUCCUGGAUUCUUCUCAGAAAAGACUCUACAGGGAGGUCAUGUGGGAAAACUACACAAAUGUCAUGUCAGUAGGAAAUCUGAACAAGAGCUACAAACCCCAAGAGGAAAGAUUCAGAUAUUUAGAAUACGAAAAUUUUUUCUGCUGUCAAGACUUGUGGAUUGCUAGCACUCAGAUAAACAAGAAUCAGAACUAUGAGGAAACUGUUCAAGGAAUAGACUCCAGAGACCUAAAACAGCAAGACCUUGCCCAGUGUCAAGAAUGGUUGAUACUCUCCACACAAGUACCAUGUUAUGGGAACUAUGAACUGACUUUCAAAGGCAAAAAUACCAGGAACUUAAAAUAUAGAAAGUUUAUACCUUGGCAAUCCUUAGAAACAAAAACGACUGAAGACUAUAUCAGUGAUUCACAUGAUUUUCAAGGAGGCAGAUACCAUCUUGGCAUAUCUAGGAAAAACUUCUCCAGAAAAAAAGAACAGAAGGUCAUAGUUCAGCAUUCUUUUAUCCCAAUGGAUGAAGAAGCCCUUCCAGAGUACAUUGGGGAGAUAUGUCAAAAUGAUCUACUGAGAGACUCUAUGGAAGAUAAAUACCGUGGAAGUAAUAAAUGUCAAGAAAUGUAUUAUUGGAACUCACAGUGUAUUCACCACAAGAGAAAUCACCUUGAAGAAAACCUCUAUCAAUGUUCCAUCAGCACAGCAUGCUUGUCUCAGAGAUCAAACUUGUCUCGAUAUCCAGAAAUCCACAUGGGUAAGAAGCUGUAUGAAUGUGAUGAAGUUAACAGCUUUCAUCAGAGCUCAGAAGUUCACUUUCGUCAGAGAGUCCACACAGGGGAGGUAGCUUAUAUCUGUAGUAUGUGUGGUAAGAGCUUCAGUCAGAUAUCUAGUCUUCACAGUCAUCAAAGGGCCCACACAGAAGAGAAACUCUAUAAAUUUGAGUGUGAUAAGGACCUCAGUAGAAAUUCUUUACUUCACGUUCACCAGAGACUUCACAUAGGAGAGAAACCUUUUAAGUGUAAUCAGUGUGGUAAGAGUUUCAGUCGGAGUUCUGUCCUUCAUGUUCAUCAGAGAGUCCACACGGGAGAGAAACCAUAUAAGUGUGACGAGUGUGGUAAGGGCUUCAGUCAGAGCUCAAAUCUUCGAAUUCAUCAGUUAGUACACACAGGAGAGAAGUCUUAUAAAUGCGAUGACUGUGGUAAGAGUUUUACCCAGCGCUCAAAUCUUCACAUUCAUCAGAGAGUGCAUACAGGAGAGAAGCCUUACAAAUGUGAUAACUGUGGAAAGGACUUUAGUCACAGCUCAGAUCUUCGCAUUCAUCAGCGGGUCCAUACAGGGGAGAAACCCUAUACUUGUCUUCAGUGUGGGAAGGGCUUCAGCAAGAGUUCAAAACUUCACACUCAUCAAAGAGUACAUACUGGAGAGAAACCUUAUAAAUGCGAAGAGUGUGGCAAGGGAUUCAGUCAGCGUUCACAUCUUCUCAUUCAUCAGAGAGUUCAUACUGGAGAAAAACCCUAUCAAUGUAAUGACUGCGGAAAGGGCUUUAGUCACAGCUCAAAUCUUCACAUUCAUCAGAGGGUCCAUACAGGGGAGAAGCCUUAUCAAUGUACUAAGUGUGGUAAAGGUUUUAGUCAUAGCUCAGCUCUUCGCAUUCAUCAAAGAGUCCAUACUGGAGAGAAACCUUAUAAAUGCCAUGAAUAUUAUAAAGAAUUUGAUCAAAAUUUACAUCUUCACAAUAAUAAUAGAAGAGAAAAUUCAUAAAUUUUGUUCAUUUGAUUAACAGUUUUAAUAAACCAUAAUGUCUAAAUCCAAUAAAUAUUGCUGACAAGAAAAAUCUAUAGAUAACACAAGUAAUCAAAAUCAACAGUUAUAGUUUCCCCUAACUCUCACUAAGAAUUAUUUGCUUCACAUGGAGAUCCUUGUGGGGAUUCCUAUAUUUUAAUGUUAAAGUGUAUUUUCUUUACCUACUAUAAAUAUAAUACAUAGUCAUUGUACAAUGUAUUAAAAUUUAAAAAGAAAACUCUUUAUCCU